This is a messenger RNA of Zonotrichia leucophrys gambelii, 8041 nucleotides long. It is a transcript of the gene PARD3B, whose product is annotated as par-3 family cell polarity regulator beta. The transcript has 24 exons. Gene Ontology annotation, biological process: establishment or maintenance of epithelial cell apical/basal polarity; intracellular protein localization; microtubule cytoskeleton organization. Bases 143 to 3748 code for a protein of 1201 amino acids. Gene Ontology annotation, cellular component: apical junction complex; adherens junction; cell cortex. Lineage: Eukaryota; Metazoa; Chordata; Aves; Passeriformes; Passerellidae. Gene Ontology annotation, molecular function: phosphatidylinositol binding; protein binding. The record is from RefSeq and is a predicted model, not a curated record.
GCUGCCCGCGCUCCGAGGCGCAGCCCCGCGGGAGCACCUGCCGCCCGCCCCCGUGGGGCCGCCGAGCCGCACCUGCCGGCGCUGCCGGGCCCGGCCGGGCGCCGUUCGUGGGCGGGCAGGGCGGGCAUGGCGGCGCGCUGAGAUGAAAGUGACCGUGUGCUUCGGGCGGACCGGCAUCGUGGUGCCCUGCAAGGACGGGCAGCUCCGCGUGCGGGACCUGACCCAGCAGGCGCUGCAGCGCUACCGCAAGGCCCAGGAGAAGGAUCCAGCUUCCUGGGUAAAUAUUCACCACCUGGAGUAUACAGAUGGAGGAAUCCUGGACCCAGAUGAUGUGCUGGCAGAUGUUGUGGAAGACAAAGAUAAGCUGAUUGCCAUUUAUGAUGAACAAGAAGGUCCCCGUAAGAUUGAUGGCACCAAUGGGAAUUUGACAGACAGAAACAGCCCAGACUCCUUUGAGACAGAGGUAGCAACUCAGCUGGCUGCCUUUCAGCCCAUUGGUGAGAUUGAAGUGACUCCUUCUGCCCUAAAACUGGGCACACCACUCCUGGUACGGAGGAGCAGUGAUCCAGCCUUGGGCGCACCUGACUUCCCAAGUGCUUCUCAUCCCAGUGACCACGCUCUCAAGCAUCUUGUGGCAGGUGCUUCCCAGGCAUCUUUUCAGGAUGGGGAGAUGAACCUCACGGGACCCACAGAACUGCUGUUGGCUCAGAGGGCCCGGCUCCCUAGCAGUGAAAUGACAAAAACAGUGGAGAUUUCUGGAGAAGGUGGACCCUUGGGAAUACAUGUAGUGCCCUUUUUUUCAUCCUUGAGUGGAAGGAUGCUGGGACUCUUCAUCCGUGGUAUUGAGGAAAACAGCAGAUCUAGGCGUGAUGGUCUUUUCCAUGAAAAUGAAUGCAUUGUGAAGAUAAACCAUGUGGACCUUACAGAUAAAACCUUUGCACAGGCUCAGGACAUCUUCCGUCAGGCAAUGAAAUUUCAAAGUGUCAUCUUGGAGGUCCUUCCUCCGUAUAACCGAGAGCAGUAUGAAAAGUCUGCUAUUGCUCCUCUUUGUAUUCUGAAUAACGAAGAAGGAGUUACAAAAACAAAAAUUCCACCCCCUCUUCAUCCAAAACCUGCUGUGAAAACUAUUAAUAUUUCUGGAGCAAUCUUGGAGUCAGGUGUACAGGGAGCACUGCAACAAGCUAAGAGUCCCAACCUCCCACGUCUGGGUAGAAAGCCUUCUUCUCCGUCACUCUCUCCACUUAUGGGAUUUGGCAAUAAGAGAAAUGCAAAGAAAAUAAAGAUAGACCUGAAAAAAGGUCCAGAAGGACUUGGUUUCACAGUGGUUACCAGAGACUCUUCAGUACAUGGUCCUGGUCCAAUCUUUGUGAAGAAUAUUUUACCAAAAGGUGCAGCAGUGAAAGAUGGUCGUUUGCAGUCAGGAGACAGAAUCCUGGAGGUGAAUGGACGGGACAUCACUGGCAGGACCCAGGAAGAGCUUGUAGCUAUGCUGAGAAGCACAAAGCAAGGCGAGACUGUCUGUCUGAUUGUGGCUCGUCAGGAGGAGGCCUUUCUACCUCGAGAGCUGAAAGGAGAGCCAAACUGCAGUAUUUUUUCUCCAGAAACCACAGAACAGCUGACCUUUGAGAUUCCUCUGAAUGAUUCUGGCUCUGCUGGACUUGGUGUGAGCUUGAAAGGCAACAAGUCUCGGGAGACAGGAGCUGAUCUUGGGAUUUUCAUCAAAUCUGUUAUUCACGGAGGUGCUGCUUUUAAGGACGGUCGUUUGCGAGUGAAUGAUCAGCUGGUUGCUGUCAACGGGGAGUCGCUCCUGGGCAAGUCCAACCACGAGGCCAUGGAAACGCUCAGGCGCUCCAUGUCCAUGGAGGGCAACAUUCGGGGCAGGAUCCAGCUGGUCGUGCUCCGCAGGCUGGAGGUGCACACAGAGGAACGGUCAGACCAGGGAGUCUUUCAAAAAUCAGCCUUUGAUGGGAGUCAUAACUUCGCAGCUGCUUCGCGACGCAAUGAUACCAUUCUCCAGCAAUUUGUAACAUGCGGUCUGCAGGAAGGAAUAAAAGAGUUUCCAGUUUCUGAUCAUGGCAAUGGUGAAAAUGAAACACCUCCACCUCUCCCACCACAUCCUAGUGAGGAUCUGCUGAAUGAGGAUUAUAAUCACAGCCCUAUCAUAAAUUCAGCAGUGCAUUUAACAGAUCAGCACAUCAACUUCAGAUCUUUGACACCAGCCAAGCAGUCUGAAUCAAUUAAUCUGAAAGCCUCAAAAAGCAUGGAUCUGGAACUGCAUCCGGUCUUCAAAGUGGCAGAUGAAAGCAAAGUUGGUUUGUUGGCCGGACACAAAUCGGACUCCUCUGGCAAAGAUUUUGGUCCUACUCUGGGGUUAAAGAAAUCCAGUUCUCUUGAGAGUCUUCAGACUGCUGUGGCUGAAGUAAGGAAGAAUGAGCUCCCUUUUCACAGACCCAGGCCUCAUGUGGUGCGGGGCCGGGGAUGCAAUGAGAGCUUCCGAGCUGCCAUUGACAAGUCUUACGAUGGACCUGAGGAUGAAGAGGAUGGUGGCUCUGAUAAGAGCUCUCACUGUGGUCAAGAAGCUCAAAAUGUGGAAUCUGCCCCUCCAGGGAACCCUGAAAUAGAAGAUGCAGAAAUCAAAGCAAAAAAGGACAAAAAAAGUAGGGAGAAAGAGAAGAAAAAGGGCAAGUCUAAAAUCAAAGAGAAGAAAAAGAAGGAAGAAAAUGAAGAUCCAGAAAAGAAAAAGAAGAAAGGCUUUGGUGUCAUGUUGAGAUUUGGAAAGAAGAAAGAAGAUAAAAGUGGCAAAGCAGAUCAGAAGGGGACUCCAAAGCAAGGCAUGCUUAAAGAGGAGGAGCUGGAAAAAAUGAAAGAUGAGCGUGAAAGGAUUGGUGCAAAGCAUCAGGAGUUAAGGCAAAAGCAACUGAGGGGCCUGAGUGAUUUUUCUGCUGGUCCUGGAGGACCUGACAUUGAUGAUGAUGAGGUGGAUCCAAACUAUGCCAGAGUGAACCACUUCCGAGAGGCUUAUCCCCCAGGAGGCAUCUACAGACCCUCAUCACCAGCCGUAGGAGAAACCUUUGUUUAUCUGCGGGAUUCUUCCUCAGCACCAAUGGAGAGGGAGCACUUGGAAGGACUGUAUGCAAAAAUAAACAAGCAGCACUACCCACAGACUUCUGGUGACAGCAGCUGCACAGGUGGCGGGAACGCUGAUCGGAUCCAGAGGCUGCGGAAGGAGUACCAGCAGGCCCGGCGGGAAGGCUUGCCCUUCUACGAGGACGACGAGGGAAGGACACCCCUGCCAGACUAUGACCAGCGCUGGGUGCCUGGAAAAGGUCCAGAUGGGAGCUCCUACAAUCUUCACUUCGAGGGGGUGGAAAGGCAGUAUGCAUCCUUACCCAGGCGUGGACCUGCAGAGCCACUAGAAUAUUUAACAGGGCCACGAGUAACGUACAAAGAGAGAGAUCUUCCCUACUACCACGGAGGACAGCCUGUUAUCCACCCAUCCAAGGGGAACUACAUCCGUGUGCCGGACACAAGAAUGGCAGAACUGAGGUACCCUCAGUAUUACCCAGGCCAGCCCGUGGCAAACCAGCAUAAAGGACCCCUCCGGCAGGACGUGCCACCCUCCCCUCCGCAGUCCCACCGAGCACCAGCUUACAGUGAAAUGGUCCGACACCGUGGGACCAGUCCAGACCAGUACCAGUACAGGCAACAGGAUCCCAGGCACAAGAACCCCAUGACUGCAGCUGUAUAGCCCUGCACUGGACUUGGGCUCAUCAUCCUUGUAGAGUUGUUCCUAAGCGUAGCUGCCUGUAAGAAUGGCACACGAGACCUGGAGUCGUUCUUACUGAGCUGGGCUCAGCCUAGGUGCUUUCUAACAGGCGAACUAAAGCCACGUGAGGUACGAUGUGUUUUGAGUAUGUGAGGUACCAGACAGUUGAGUGUUUUUUAAUUCCUUUUAAAAAUAGAAAGUGGCUGCUGGGAAUGAAACACAACACUUAAUACACCUCAGGGCUAUUUACUGAAUCCAGUUACACCUUUACAGUACAUAGCUGUCUGUGUAAGGGCAGUGGAGUCACCAGAGUUUACUUCAGAGUGCUGUUGUAGAGCCUUUUAAGUGAGAACACAGCAUGCAGUAUGGACUUCUUGCAGAGCUGGGCAUCUUGUGUAUCUAGUGUGUGAUCAUGACAAGGGACUGCCACAGAGAUGGUGGCCACAUUCCAGGCACGUCCUGACCAACAGCUCUGCUUUAAGGAUGCUGCAGUUCCAGAUUUGUGAUCUGGCCUCUGUCUUCCUCUGUCUUUUUGGUGGUGGCAGCAUUUAUCUUGUAGCCUUCAUUUUUUGCAGUCUGUGUAUCAAGUCUUCUCUUACUGCACCUGCUGCAGUUGGAGUAGGGUAAAAAGCCUUAUUCCCUAUGCUUGGGCAGGCUGUCAGAGGACAGGCAUCCACCUGAGAACUGUGUCUGUAGAGGGGGGAGUGCGUGCUUGUGAGUGUUGGUUAGUUAUACAGUGUGCUAUACAGUCUUUAAAUGUAAACCCUGGAGACCAGAUCCUCAGCUGCUGUCAGGAAAUGUCACUUGAGGGGUUUCAGUGGAGCUGGCCUACAGGGAAGUGACCAGGGGGGUGACUAUGGGCACGGACUCCAUAAUUCAUAUUACGUUACUGUGUCAGGUGCUGCCUUGGCUCCAUCAAGGCAGCCCAUUCCUGGCCCACUCCAAGCGGUGUUGGAGCCAAGUGCCUGCCAGCAGCAUGUCUGUCCCAGCCAGCCCAGUGCCACCACAAGGCACCUGUUCCUGGGGGCUGCCUUCCAUGCAUGGGGGAAGCUCAGCCUUGGGCAGCACCGGGCCCCACCGUGCCAAGUGCCAAACUACUCGAGUUCCUGCAACCAGAGACCAUGAGGUCUGUGAGGAAAGGUGCUUUUCACAGCAAGGGGUGAGGGAAAAGACAAGGAAAGUAACAGGAAGGGCUUCAAGACCCUGGGGCCUAGGAGGAAGAUGUGAGAAGAGCUGUUUGUAGCAAGUUAUUUGCAGCUGUGCAUAGGAAGAGAGAAGGUGUGGGUGGGGAGGGGGUGUCAGCAGCACAGUAGAGCCAUGGUGGGGGGACAGGGUGGUGGGGUACAUGCUCAGUCAUUUGCCCCAAACAGCCUGGGUUUGUUCUGCAGCCAGAAAUGUGUGUCCCCAGCCACAGGGACCUGUGCGACCUGACCCAGGAGGGCUCUGAGCAUUUAGAGAUCUGUCUCAAGGAUUUUGUCAGGAGGAAACCAUGCAGUAUUGUGACCUAGAAAUAUGUUAUUUCCAAGUGUCCUUAAUUCCUCGACUUCUGCCUUUUGGAAGUGUCACUAAACCACUAGGCCUCCUUUCCUCGUCAGGACCCGGCCAAGGAUUAAGCAUAAGGAUUUCUUUGAUGUCAUUUUGACACAUUUGGUAUGCAACAUAUCAAAUCACAUAGAUCACUUCCCAGGUGUUAAAUACCAUCAGGAGGGUUUCUGCUAGGAGUAUGUCCUGCUAGCAGGUAAUGGCCCUGAUGAGAAGCAGCAUUUAAUCCCAGCCUACUUUCUUCUCUGCUGAUGGUGCUGGUUAGAGCCUGGUGUAACCCUCAGGCACAAGGAGCGCUUGCAGCUGCCUGAGUGGCUGGCAGGCUCUAGUGCUUGCAUUCCCAUCAGCCUCCACCCACCACAGGCUGGGAAGCAGGAGAGAGGAGACAGCUUUCCAUGGCAGAGGAGCACCUCCAUGAUUCACAUAGAGGGCUGGACUCCCUGGGGCAGGGGCAGGCACAGCUCUAAAUCCAGUCAGGAGGAAGCAUUGGUGGGAGGGAGAGAGAAAGAGGAAUGCAACUGAUUAUGAAGCAAGAGUCUUUGCUUCUUAUUCCAUUUCUUUCUGCUCUCUUCCCUAGUAAUGUAGGAGGGAAAAACCUCUGGAGGGAGUGUUGGGUGUAAAGCUGGAUGUCUCUCAGUACCUUCCAUAAAUAAGGCACAUUCCCCAAGGAAACUGUGCCUGUCAUGUACGUGCUCUGCACAGCCCUUUACUUGUCUCAGAAAGCUUUAGAUGCUGUAGGAUACUCAGCCAGGACUUGGCAGCCACAGGAUAGCCGCUGGUGUUAUAAAGGCCUGUUGAAAUUGAAGCAAAAACAAAUUAAAAUACUUUCCUUUCUCUCCUUGAAAUAUAACCCCUGAUACAUUUGAUCCAGCUGCAAAGAAACUAAUGUUUGCGACAGUGGCUUUAUCAAGCCAGGCCACAAUUAAGAACAGCUCUGAAUAUAAGCUACUGCCUUUGUAAAUCACUCUCAACUAACCCUUCAAAUGGCAUCACAGCACCGUGAACAGAACUUACUUACAGUAUUUCAUGAGUCAGGGCCAAAUAAAAUCUGGAUGGAAACAGCUCCUAGAUUAUUUAUAGCCUUUGAGGGACCUGCCCAAUGUCUCCUCGUAACCUGAAUCUUUCCUUAAGAGCUCCCCUUGAUGGUAUUGGCUCCACUCAGUUGAGGCAGACAAAUCAAACAAACACCUUCUGAGCUGUUAAUCUUACCUUACCCAACAGGUUAUUAAAUGAUGCUUCUGCUCAGUAAGCAGAAAUCAGUAGAGAGCUUCUUCCAAUCAAAAAAAAAAAAAAAAAAAGUAAGUAUAAUAUAUGGAUGCAUCCUACAGGUAAGGAGCUAAGGAGGAAAAACAGUGUGACCUAACUGGGAGAGCAAGACCAAAAAGUAUUACAGAGCAUCUCAUCAAUCUCUGGUGCCAUUGUUCUGGGAGAAAAUUGCCAUUUCCUGAUUUAAUAUCUGGUAGAGGUACAGUAUUUUCAAAAGUAUAAUGUGUAACUACAGUAUAUAUAGUCAGCUUUUCUGCAGUAUAAAAUGUAUGAUUUUAGCACCAUAUUGUGGAAAAAUAUGUACCGUGCAGAAUUCACGAGGUGCUACAACUGACGGUUGAAAAUACACACUUGCAAAAUCCAAAAGAGCCGUUAAGUAACAAGUUGUUCUUUUCCCAUAUGUCCGUAUGUUUGGGAAAAUUAUGAGUCUGAAAUGCUCUUGACACGUAAUUGCCUCACACUCCCUCAUCCAAAAUGUGCCAGUCCAGCAGCAGAGUCCCUGACGUAGCGGGUGUGAAGGGAGAGUUGGGUUUGCCACGGGAGCAGCCCUAAGUGUGUGUGUGAGCAGGCAUCGAGACCGAGGGAGAGAGGCCCGCACUCACGUGAACCUGAAGCUUUGAUUUCCUGAGCUGGUGGCGUGCAGCCUGCAUUUCUGGCUCUGGCACAGGGCCAGCAAGGCCCAGCAGUUGAAAGAUUAAGAGAUAGAAAAAAGAGCCUGUGGAUUUUCUGAGUGACCACCCACUAGUGAGCCAUGAUCUUGGCCUGUGAGCCGACUUUACCACUGUGAUAUAUUAUGAUGCAGAAGUCUCUAGGCACCCCUCAAAUGCGUAAAGAAACAUCAGCUGCCCUUUGUGGGGGAAGCUAAGCAUAGAGAAGAAAAAAAAAAGGCUCUUGCCUUGAAAAAGUGCAUACAGUCCUGAAUUCCAAUUCACUCCAGCUUCCUGAUCUAGAAAUAGCUUCACAUGCUGCCUAAUUUUUUUACAGAUGAAUUGUGCUACCUCUUCCUCCCAGCCAUCACAGAUUUGUUCAUCAGAGUCAGUGCUGUGAGUGAAUCCUAGCGACUGCUCUGCCAGGGCCACAUCCUGACACUGCUCUGAGCAGGGGCUGCUUUGCACUUUCAAAAGGCCCCACACCUGUGCUCCCCAUCACAGUUGUCCUGCAGGGUCCUUAAGCCUUACAUGCAAAAUCAGAAGUGCUAUUCACUAUCUCUGCAUAGGAAAGGAGGCUUUGGAAGACACUAUUGUGUUACUGUGAGGGAGAGAGAGGUACUUGUGAUCCUGACAAUAUCUGUGUGUUUAAGUAAAACUGAUUUAAAAAUCAUGUGUGAUUGUUUUGGGGGAGAAAUUCAACACAUAAUUUGACAGGUUUUUUCUAGUACCACAUCAAAGAUUUUGAUCUUUUGUUACAUAUGGCUAUAUAAAUUUUACCUGGUUUAUUUUGCAUUAAAAUAAAGGCUUUAAGACUAUA